AUCCAGUAAAGAUGUGGGGAAAGAGCAAUAAAACAAUGCACACAACUUUUCUUUUUCUUUUCUUUUUUUUCCUCUCUUCUUUUUUCUAUCCUUUUGAGAACCCAUGUAUGAACUGUUUUUGCUUUUCUUUUGUUUUUUUUCCCUCCCUCCUACUUAUUGCAUCAAAGAUUCUCUCAUUUGCAGGUCAAAGAAGUGACUAAAAGAGGAACAAAUCAAGGAAGCAUGAUAUCAUGGAUUGGAGAAAGGUGAACCACAGCUCAUGCAUAUAUUCUCCCAGUAGACCCACUCAUGAUUCAUGUAUGGAUUGAGUGUAUUCCAAGGACAGCAACAUAAAGGGAGCACUUCCCACAAUUCUUAUAUAUGUUGGAGGGGAGAUGAUAGCCAGCUCCCUUUAAGGAGGAAAUGUCCAACCAUAACAGCAAUCAGGGGUUGGUUCUAUCAGCCGACGCCAAGCCGCGCCUUAAAUGGACUCAACAGCUUCACGACCGAUUCGUCGAUGCGGUCGCUCGGCUUGGCGGAGCAGACAAAGCUACGCCUAAAUCGGUGAUGCAGGUGAUGGGAGUUCCUGGGCUCACUUUGUACCAUCUGAAGAGCCAUCUUCAGAAAUAUAGGCUCGCAAAGAGUCGGGAUACAAAUAUUCUUCACGACUAUAGUGAAGGUGAGAUCCAGUGCAAGAUUCUUGAGAGAAGUACCCCUGAUGCCGAUGAAAAUAAAGCACAGAAUCAGCUCGAUGAGACCAUGUUACAGAUGCAGAUGCAGGUUCAAAGGAAGUUACAGGAACAAAUUGAGGUGCAGAGACACCUGCAACUCCGGAUAGAAGCACAAGGGAAGUAUCUGCAAAAUGUGCUAAGGAAAGCACAAGAAACACUUUCUGCAUAUAGUUCGAAUUCUAUCGGCACCGACGUUGUAAAGGCCGAGCUCUCUGAACUAGCCUCUGCGGUGGGGAAUGAGUGCUUGAACUCUCCUCCCCCGCAACCUUGCUUAGUUUUUAAUAUAUCCCAACAAUCUGAUUGCUCUAUUGAUAGCUCCCUGACUUCUUCAGAGAAGCCGGAUAAGGCCACCGAGAAGUCACGCAGAAUCGGUUCUAGCUCUUCUUCAUGUAAUGGGAGCGAAGAGCUUCAAUCUCGGGGGAUCAAUUACGACAGCGGGGAAGCAGUUGGAACUAAGAGAAGCAGAAGCAGCAUCUGUGGAGAAGCCACUUUGGAUGAGCACACAACCUGGAAGAGGAUUUUCCAUCAGAAAGAGUGCAGUUUUGAGGAGCCAGAAGAACUUGAUCUCAACAGGUAAUCAUCAACUGGGAGAAUUUAUUGUCUAAACACGGCGCAACCAUGUCAUCCCGCAAACCGCACCCUGUCGACUCUUCAUCGCUCAGGUUGUCUCGGUUGCUUGAAUUACGUACGUAGUAAGAUGAGAUGGAUGACAGAGCACUAUUUUACACCGGGUGUAGGCAAUAAUUUCUUGUCGGCUGUGGGGUGAGACUUCUUCUGGAGGGUCACAAAAAUUAUUGUUAUUGGAGUUGUUAAUCUGUGCUACAGCUGGUGAUUUUCUUCUUGUUGUUGUUUAUGUGUGUGUACAUCCUAUAACUAAGUCCAAGAUUGUAGGUGGUAUAUAAUAAUAUGAUAGAUAGUAUAAUUAGUAUGCUGUACACCAGGGAGAUGACACAUGGAAUUUUGAGAUCUUUAAUAAUAUGCUAAGGAGCUAGAUUUACUCUACUAUGCUUUAUAAA
Molecule: messenger RNA, 1726 nt
Organism: Ananas comosus (pineapple)
Lineage: Eukaryota; Viridiplantae; Streptophyta; Magnoliopsida; Poales; Bromeliaceae
Product: myb-related protein 2-like
Exons: 5
Coding region: 403-1287 (294 amino acids)
Molecular function (GO): DNA-binding transcription factor activity; DNA binding
Source: RefSeq, a predicted model, not a curated record